AUGAAAGAGGCUGAACUCUGUUUUCCACAAUUCCUCAAUGACUCCUGCAGAAUCCCAGAGACUCCUAACUUCAGCUUUUGGUGUCUUUACAUUGUUCUGUUCUUCUUGUGUCUUGUCACCACCGCUCUCAACAUGCUGGUCAUCCUCUCCAUCUCACACUUCAGGCAGCUCCACACUCCCACCAACAUCCUCCUCCUGUCUCUGGCUGUCUCAGACCUUCUUGUGGGUAUCUUAGUGAUGCCGUUUGAGAUCAUCCUGAAGGAGACCUGCUGGAUCCUGGGAGACUUCAUGUGUGUGCUUUAUUUUUUGGUCCCCAUCACAAUCAUCUCUUCCUCCGUGGGGAACAUGGUGCUCAUAUCAAUUGACCGUUAUGUGGCGAUCUGUGACCCUCUGCAUUACCCGAGGAAGGUGACCCUCAGACGGGCUUCCCUGUGUGUGUCUGUGUCUUGGGGUUCUGCUGCUCUCUACAGCGUCAUCCUGUUACAUGAAAACCUGAUGGAGCCGGGGAGGUAUAUUUCCUGCAGAGGAGAAUGCUUUAUCAACAUAUCAGGAACUGUUGAUCUAGUAGUCAGCUUCAUUGUUCCCAUUUGGGUCAUCGUUGUUCUGUAUGUGAGAGUAUUCGUGGUGGCUGUGUCUCAGGCUCGAGCCGUGAAGCACCAAACCAAGCGCCUGAAAACCGUGAAAGCCAAAAAGUCCGAGAUGAAAGCAGCCAUCACUCUGGGGAUCCUCGUAGUCGUGUUUCUGCUGUGUUACUCUCCUUAUUACUGCGUCUCUCUGUCAGGACAUGAAAUCCUGAUCGGCUCCUACUCUGAGGUCUUCAUGAUUUUUCUGAUGUAUUUUAAUUCCUGUCUCAACCCUGUCAUCUACGCUCUCUUCUACCCCUGGUUCAGAAAGGCCAUGAGACUGAUCCUGACAGGUCAGAUGCUGCGUCCCGGCUCACGAGAGGUCAGAGUGCUUUAG
Messenger RNA from Notolabrus celidotus (New Zealand spotty), 960 nucleotides. Its product is annotated as trace amine-associated receptor 13c-like. The transcript is spliced from 2 exons. The record is from RefSeq and is a predicted model, not a curated record. Gene Ontology annotation, biological process: G protein-coupled receptor signaling pathway; cell surface receptor signaling pathway. Gene Ontology annotation, cellular component: membrane. Gene Ontology annotation, molecular function: trace-amine receptor activity. Bases 1 to 960 code for a protein of 319 amino acids. Lineage: Eukaryota; Metazoa; Chordata; Actinopteri; Labriformes; Labridae.